AAAAGUUUUACAGAGAAGAAAACUAAUGAUAAAAUCAAUGGAUCAGAUGAUUGUGUUUUAUAAACCAUUGUUUGGAUAAUUAAAUGUCUAAUCAAUUGAUUUGUCUUAAGAUUAUUAACCGAUAACUAAUUGGAUUCAAUUCGUUCAUUCAUUCAGUCAUUUAUAACUAAACAAUGAAAUCAAAUCAAAGAGUGAAGAAGUUGUUGUUGUUAUCGUCGUCGUCGUCACCGUCGCCGACAAAGACACCCAACAAGACAUUGUCGUCAUCGCCAACAAUGAUAACAAAGAAGACGAGGUCGUCGACGACAAAGACACCAAAACAGUUGUCGUCGCCGACAAAGACACCGAAGAAGCCGUUGUCGUCGCCAACAAUAACAACAAAGAAGACGCGGUCGUCGACGACAAAGACACUGAGGAAGAGGUUGUCGCCGCCGCCGACAAAGAUACCAAAGAAGAAGCUGUUGUCGUCGCCAACAAAGACACCAAAGAAAACGCUGUCGUCGUCGCCGACAAAGACAUUAAAUAAGACAUCGUUGUCGACAAAGACACCGAAGAAUAAGAAUAAAAAGAAGACAUUAUCAAACAAAGAGUGUCUAGAUUUGGCUCUUCAGAGAUUGUCGUCCAAUUCGACUCCCGAAUCGCUUCCGUGUCGUGGAUCACAAUUUACCGAUAUAUUCAAUUAUAUCGAGAAUAAGCUCAUCGAAGGCAACGGAGGAUGUAUGUACAUAUCGGGAGUGCCCGGAACGGGAAAGACGGCCACUGUUCGCGAAGUUAAACGCAAACUGGAAGCCGACAGCAAAUAUCCGGCGUUUAAGUGGAUCGAAGUCAAUGGACUUAAACUGAGUGAUCCGUAUCAGUGUUAUGUCCAUAUUCUUCACGAAUUGACGGGCGAAAAGAGAUCAUCGGAAGCAGCGGCCGAUACACUGAACGACCGAUUCUCUGACUGCGAUCCCGAUCACGAGUUUGUCAUCUUAUUUGUCGACGAACUGGAUCUGCUGAGGACACGCAAACAAAACAUUUUGUAUCAUCUGUUUGAUUGGCCCACUCGACACAAUUCCAAACUAAUAGUCUUAGCCAUUGCCAACUCAAUGGAUUUACCAGAAAAACUAAUGAUAAAUCGUGUGGCGAGUCGUAUCGGACUAACUCGACUAGCAUUUCAUCCGUAUUCGUGGCAAGAACUGGAAUCGAUUAUCACUUCCCGAUUGACUGGACUGUUGCAUGUUUUCGAUUCGGAUGCACUGAAACUGAUCAGCCGAAAAGUGGCUGCCGUUUCUGGCGAUGCUCGCAGAGCGCUGGACAUAUGCCGUCUGGCUGUUCAAACUGCACAGUUGACCGCCGCCGCCGCUGCCGAUGAUGAAGAUGACCAGCAGCAGCAGGAGCUACAGUCAACUGUUUCCAUGGAAAGUGUCGAUCAGGCACUGAAAGAGAUAUUCAAUUCGUUGAAAUUGGUUCGCAUACGUCUGGCACCGCUGCAGGAACAGGUGUUUCUUCAGGCCGUUUGUCAAGAUUUUCGGAUAUCCGGUGUCGAAGAGGCCAACUUCAUAGAUGUCUAUCAACAUCAUAUCGAAAUAUGCCGUUUCGAGGGCCACUACAUACCCAGUACUGUCGAAUUGGAGAAAAUUGCCUACAAUUUGCAUACAUCGCGACUGAUAAUUGUCGAAAAAAGUGUUUCACAUCUCUUCAAGAAAAUUCGUCUGAAUAUAUCCGUCGAUGACAUUAAUUUUGCACUGAAGAUGUCUUGA
Molecule: messenger RNA, 1742 nt
Organism: Oppia nitens
Lineage: Eukaryota; Metazoa; Arthropoda; Arachnida; Sarcoptiformes; Oppiidae
Gene: Orc1
Product: origin recognition complex subunit 1-like
Exons: 3
Coding region: 174-1742 (522 amino acids)
Biological process (GO): DNA replication initiation; mitotic DNA replication checkpoint signaling
Cellular component (GO): nuclear origin of replication recognition complex
Molecular function (GO): ATP hydrolysis activity; ATP binding; DNA replication origin binding
Source: RefSeq, a predicted model, not a curated record